Molecule: messenger RNA, 2024 nt
Organism: Capsicum annuum
Lineage: Eukaryota; Viridiplantae; Streptophyta; Magnoliopsida; Solanales; Solanaceae
Product: probable pectinesterase/pectinesterase inhibitor 33
Exons: 2
Coding region: 295-1902 (535 amino acids)
Biological process (GO): cell wall modification
Molecular function (GO): pectinesterase activity; pectinesterase inhibitor activity
Source: RefSeq, a predicted model, not a curated record
CUCAAAAUUAAGUAAAGACAUUUGUUUUGAACAUCAACCUUGACUUAAUAUCUUGUGAUUGCAUUUCUUAUUGUUGUAUCUGUUUGCUUCGCAUUUCAAGAAACCAACUGACAUUUGACAUUUAGACAUUCCUUUUCCUUUCCAAAAUUAAUUUGUUUCCACUAGUAUAAAACGACACCAACCCCCAUCACUGAAUGAUCCUGCAUUCCUAUUCUAUUCUAUUCUGUUGCAAAAUACUCCCAACCAAACAAGACAACGCAAAAAAAAAAAAAAAAAAAAACAUACUAUACUACAAUGACAACUUAUAAGCUCAAUUCCUUUGUACGCUUAAUGUUCUUUUCCUUCUCUUUGUUCCUGCACCAAUCCUAUUCCAAUGAAGAAGACACAAAAUAUGAUAUUAACUGGUGGUGUAGCACUACUCCUCAUCCUGAACCAUGCAAGUACUUCAUGGCUGACGCCACGCUCCAGCGUACUUUCAAGCCGAAAUGCAAAGUUGAGUUCCGAACCAUGACUGCACAAGUCGCCCUGGAACAAGCCCUCUUAGUACAAAGCCACUCCAAAAAUGUGGGUCAGCACUGCCGAGGGAAACGAAAGAAACUUGUCUGGAUGGAUUGUGACAAGCUUAUUGACGACACAAUCCACCAAUUAAACCGUACUCUUAAUGGCAUCGGAUCAAACUCAACUUCUUGUACCGAUUUCGAUGCUCAAACUUGGGUUAGUGCCUCAUUAACAAAUAUCGAGACAUGUCUCUCGGGCUCAAAUCAGCUCAACGUUUCUAAUGUCCUACAUCCGACUUUAUCCACUAAUGUCUCACAACUGAUUAGUAAUUCUUUGGCUGUAAACGGAGAGCUUCUGGAUUCACAAAAUUCAACAGAAAUUGGUGGAUUUCCAAGUUGGGUUACGACUAGGGAAAGAAAGUUGCUGCAUUCUUCAACAAGAAGCUUAGCUUCCAAGGCUAUUUAUGUAGUGGCACAAGAUGGAUCAGGGAAUUUCCGGUCCAUUCAGGCUGCAAUCAAUGCCGCCGUCAAAAAGGUUUCAGAUCAGAGGGCAAUCAUAUAUAUUAAAAAAGGUGUUUAUAGAGAAAAUGUGGCGAUAGGACCUUCCAUGAGUAAAAUCAUGUUAGUUGGUGCUGGCUUGAGGUACACAAUAAUUACAGGCAGCCGAAGUGCAGCAGGAGGUUUCACGACUUACAGUACAGCAACUGUUGGGGUUGAUGGAAGUGGAUUCAUUGCGCGUGGCAUCACAUUCCGAAACACAGCAGGUCCGAGAAAUGGUCAAGCAGUAGCACUCCGAUCAGCAUCCGAUCUUUCAGUGUUCUAUGCAUGUGGUUUCGAAGGAUACCAAGACACAAUCUUUGUCCAAUCCCAACGACAAUUUUACAAAACAUGUCAUAUUUAUGGCACCAUAGACUUUAUAUUCGGUAACGCUGCAGUUGUUUUCCAAAAUUGUGUCAUAUAUGUGCGAAGACCCUUAGUAGGCCAGGUCAAUGUGAUCACAGCACAAGGCAGAGGUGACCCUUUUCAGAACACGGGAAUAUCGAUUCACAAUUCGAGAAUAACAGCAGCACCGGAUCUCGCGCCAGUGAUUCAGGCAUUUAAGACAUAUUUGGGACGUCCGUGGCAGGAAUAUUCAAGGACAGUAAUAUUGAGGUCUUAUAUUGAUAGUUUGGUUAAUCCAUCAGGAUGGUUACCGUGGCUAAAUUCUGAUUUUGCAUUCAAAACUCUGUAUUAUGGAGAGUAUGGUAACUUUGGACCAGGGGCUUCGACUAGGUAUAGGGUGAAAUGGCCUGGUUACCAUGUUAUUACCGAUGCAAAGGAGGCUUCAAAGUUUACUGUUAACAACCUUGUAGGUGGUAGGUCAUGGCUGCCUUAUACCGGCGUGCCAUUCACCUCAGGGCUCUGAAUUUGGUCUAUUAUUUGUAUAAUAAUUGUCUAGUAAUUAUUAUAUCCAUUCAUUAUUUUGUACAUGUGUGUAAUGACAUUAUCUGAAAGUAUCUAUACGAUUACAAUAUUGGUUUUAACUAA